Molecule: messenger RNA, 3115 nt
Organism: Arabidopsis arenosa
Lineage: Eukaryota; Viridiplantae; Streptophyta; Magnoliopsida; Brassicales; Brassicaceae
Source: the annotation of a GenBank genome assembly
GAUCUGUAAAACAAAAAAAAGUAUACACAAAGAGAAAUCAGUUUAUGGCGCCUAGUAGGAAGUCGAAGAGUGUGAACAAACGCUUCACUAAUGAAGCUUCUCCAGAUAUCAAUGGUGGGAGUGCAAGCAAAACCAAGCAUCGAAAGAAGAAAUUGGCUGACAAGCUAGGACCUCAGUGGACCAAAGGAGAGCUUGCGCGUUUCUAUGACGCUUACCGGAAGAAUGUGGGAGACUGGAAAAAGGUAGCUGCUGCAGUGCGGAAUAACAGGUCUGUUGAGAUGGUGGAAGCUCUUUUUUCUAUGAAUCGGGCAUACUUAUCCCUGCCUGAGGGAACUGCGUCUGUAGCUGGCCUCAUUGCGAUGAUGACUGAUCAUUACAGCGUCAUGGAGGGGAGCGAAAGCGAAGUAGAAGACCAUGAUGCUUCUGAAGUACUGAGGAAACAUCUCAAGCGCAAACGUCCUCAAGUUCAGCCUAAUGAUUUUCGAGAAGAAGUUAUUCCACCACAUUCAGUUGCAUCAGUAGAAGGAUGCCUCUCAUUAUUGAAGCAGACACAAGCUUAUGAAAAAAGGCGACGUGCCACUGGGAAACGUACACCUCGGUUUCUUGUAGCAAUUACACACGAGAGGGAUGAUAGAGCAGAUUCUAGUCCACCAAAUAAAAGAGCCAAGAAGCAACUUGAUGCCGAUGAUGAUGCAUCAAGAAGGGGAGGAGGGUCUCCAUAUAGAAGAACAGAACUCAGUGACAGCACACAAACUAGGCUUCGAAAAAUGUUACAAGCACAGGAAGCUCAAUUCAAGCACCCUGAUGGUUCCAUGUUUGAGAAUGGGGUGAGAACAAGCCGAGAUAGGAGGCAUAAAAAGGGAGCUGCUGAUAGAGAUGGUGCCUUGUUGAGGGAUAUGGAAGGACUUGUUACCAAGAAGGGAAAAAAUGUGAGAAUUGAAGAAGCAGAAGGAAAUGAUUCUGAUGAUGAUGAUGAUGGAUUAGGAGCUCUGAAGGCAUUGGCUGAAAUGUCAGCUUCACUGGCUCCGGCUGCUUUGAUGGAAUCAGAAUUAUCUCCACUGUGGGAAGAAGAAAGAAUAGCUAACAACGUGGAUGAGAAAUCUAACACUCUGGAAACCGUGUCCACAAGCCAUCACAGAGAAAAAGCAAAAGAAGCAGGACCAGAAGCUAGUCUCCUACUCGCAAUUUCAGCCCCCGAUAAAAGAAAACCGAAGUCUGUGCCGGAAGCCGUUGAUGGUAAUGUUGUUUCAGUCGAGGAGCUUGGCACUUCAAGAAGAAAACGUAAACCAAAGUUUCAGGUGCUAGAUGUUGAAGCUCCAAAAGAGUCUAUUCAGGAAAAAUUUCUAUAUACUAAGGAAUCGGCUGAAGAUGAUAAUUUGAAGACUCUAGUCAAAGCAAGACGUUCUGGUCAAGGUCCCGCAAAACAGCUGAAAACUGCAAAGACCUCGGAAGAAUCUUCUUUAGCUAGUGAUAAGAAAUUAACAAUACCGGAUGCAGUAGUGCCAGCUACACAAGUUUCAGCUUUGGUUCCAGCGACUUUGCCACAGAAACCUCCAAACAGGCGUAAGAUGAGUUUGAAGAAAAGUUUACAGGAAAGAGCUAAAUCUUUAGAAACCACUCAUGACAAGCUACGUAGUCGCAAAAGUCUUUCAGAACAUGAAUUACUAAAGGAGAAGUUUUCAAAUUGUCUGUCAUAUCCAUUGGUACGUCGAUGGUGCAUAUAUGAAUGGUUCUACAGUGCUAUUGACUAUCCCUGGUUUGCAAAGAUGGAGUUCACUGAUUAUCUAAAUCACGUGGGGCUUGGUCACGCUCCAAGACUUACUCGUGUUGAAUGGAGUGUCAUUAAAAGUUCUCUCGGUAGACCUCGGAGAUUGUCUGAGAGGUUCCUACAUGAUGAGCGGGAUAAACUCCAACAAUAUCGUGAAUCUGUGAGAAAGCAUUAUACAGAGCUCCGUGGAUGUGCUACGGGAGUGCUUCAUACAGAUUUGGCCCGUCCUUUAUCAGUCGGGAAUAGAGUCAUUGCCAUCCAUCCUAAAACACGAGAAAUUCGUGAUGGCAAGAUUCUUACUGUGGAUCAUAACAAGUGCAACGUUCUGUUUGAUGAAUUGGGUGUUGAGUUAGUUAUGGAUAUUGACUGCAUGCCUUUAAAUCCAUUGGAAUACAUGCCAGAGGGACUAAGGAGGCAAAUUGAUAAGUGUGUAGCUAUAGGCAAAGAAGCACAGCUUAACAGACACCCAAUCUCUGAUGCAUCUCUUCUGUUCUCUCCUUCUGUGCUCGAAAAUGUCAAAUUUUCCAUGAAUCCUCCUGCGAAACAGGAUGAUAUCAGAGAGCCAGUUUUGCAUAGUAAAGUGUUAGCAACCAACACUACUGAUCAAUCUAUCGCAACCAAUAGCAAAGUAAGAGGACCAGAAAUUCAAUGGACUCUGACACCGCAGCAUACUUCAGAUGCGCAGGAAUUCUCCUGUCAUAAUUCUGCUUUCCAGGAAAUGGAGCCAGAAAUGAUUGAAAUUGCCAGUGAAUCAAAGUCAAUAGCGCAAGCAAUGGUGGAUGCAGCUAUGAAGGCUGUAUCGUCGGGGAAGAACAAUGAAGACUCAGGGAAUAUGGUCCACCAAGCUAGCUCAAUUGGCGAACAUCAGCCAUUAUACAGCUCUAUAGUGCCUGGUAUCAAGCAUCAAGAGCAUACCAAUGGCAGCUUGGAUCAUCAUCCUUCAAACACAGCAGAGCCAAUGACUAACGGUUUCAUCUCACAGGACGGAUCAGGGAAAAACAAAACGCAAAUGCCUUCAGAGCUUAUCACCUCUUGUGUUGCCUCUUGGCUCAUGAUGCAGAUGAUCUCACAGAAGCAGUACCCACCAGAAGAUGUGGCUCAGCUAAUGGAUACAGCAGUGAGUGACUUGCAGCCACGGUGUCCACAGAACAUGCCGAUAUACAGAGAAAUUCAGACUUAUAUGGGACUGAUCAAGACUCAAAUCAUGGCUCUUGUAAGAACAUGAAACAUUUGUGUCCUUUAUAAUUAACCUGAUAUCGAAGAUUAAAACCUGGAUAUCAGAUUUAAUUGUUUGAAUUGUAGAGGUUAGUUUAGUUUAUAGUUAGUUAAUAAUUUGAACAGCUUCAA